Amphibalanus amphitrite is the source of this 4764-nucleotide messenger RNA. RefSeq names its product arylsulfatase B-like. The record is from RefSeq and is a predicted model, not a curated record. Lineage: Eukaryota; Metazoa; Arthropoda; Thecostraca; Balanomorpha; Balanidae. The transcript has a single exon. The coding region runs from base 45 to 1670 and encodes 541 amino acids.
AGUGACAGUGGCGGCUCCGUGCCGCGCGGCCCCGUCCCGCAGACAUGGCUCUGGCCGCCGUGCUUUUGGCCGCUCUACUGACCGUCGCCAGUGCCGCGCAGCCGCCACACAUCAUCCUGAUCGUGGCCGACGACCUGGGCUUUGACGACACCAGUCUGCGGGGCUCUGACCAGAUCCCCACACCGAACCUGGAUGCGCUGGCGUUCAGCGGCGCCGCGCUGGGCCGAUACUACGUGCACGCGCUGUGCACCCCGUCCCGAGCAGCGCUGCUGACGGGCCGCCUGCCGACGCACACCGGCCUCCAGACGGACGUCAUCUACGCCGCCGAGCCGUACGGGCUCGGACUGAACGAGACGCUACUGCCGCAGCUGCUGGAGCCGCUCGGAUACAGCUGCCACGCCGUGGGAAAGUGGCACCUGGGCUUCUACAGGCGGGCGUACACGCCGUCCCAGCGCGGCUUCAAAUCCCACCUGGGCUUCUGGGCCGGCCAUGGAGACUACUAUGAUCACACUGCCAAGGAGGGGGAGUACUGGGGGCUGGACCUGCACCGUGACCUGGAGCCGGUCGGCGACCAGCUGGGCCGCUACUCGACCGACAUCUUCACAGAGGAGGCUGAGCGGCUGAUCAGCGCCCAUAAUGCCUCCCGGCCGCUGUUCCUGUAUCUCGCCCACCAGGCGGUACACGCCGGGAACUCGUACGCGCCGCUGCAGCCCGGCCCGGCGAUCGGCGCCGACCAGUUCCCCUGGAUCACAGACCCCCAGCGGCGGGCGUUUGCGGCCGUGACGGCGGCACUGGACGCCGCGGUGGGCCGGGUGGUGGCCGCGCUGGCCCGGGCCGACCUCCUCUCUAACUCGCUGAUUGUUGUGACUACUGAUAACGGCGGCGCGGUGGACGGGGUAGACGGUAACGCCGCCUCCAACUGGCCCCUGCGCGGCGGCAAGUACACGCUCUGGGAGGGAGGUGUGCGCGGCUCGGCGCUGGUCUGGAGCCCCCGACUGCCGCGCUGGAGCCGCCCCGUACAGCGCACCGUUCACAUCACCGACUGGCUGCCGACACUACUGGAGGCUGCAGGAGGGGCACCGGACCGCCUCCCCGCCCUGGACGGCGUCAGCCAGUGGCCCGUGCUCACCGGCGCCGCGCCCGACCAGGACACGGACAGGACCAUCUUACACAACAUCGACCCCAGCAACAACUACUCGGCCCUGAUGGUGGACGCCAGGUACAAACUGGUGCAGGGGGAGCCGUUCCCGUACAACGGCUGGUACUCGGCCGGCGCUCGGAACAGCUCCGGUCUCGAUAUGUUCGCGCUGCUAUCUGAGAGCCCCGCCGGGCAGGCGGUGAGUCAGCUCGGCCGUCCCGUCGACCGGGAGACGGCCGAUUCCCUGCGCCGGCAGCUGGCGGUGGAGUGUGACACGGAGCGGCCGACCGCAGCCCACUGCGCCGACGGCUGCGUGUUUGACGUGGUCGCCGACCCGUGCGAGACGACAGACCUCUCCGACACCCAGCCCCUGCUGCGGCGCCAGCUCGAGGAGCGGCUCGACCAGCUGCGAGCCUCCAUGGUGCCCUCUCGGAAGGUGCCGGCUGACCCGCGGGCCGACCCGAAGCUCUGGAACUACACCUGGACGUACUGGGCUGACCUGCUGCCGGACGGCUGCCCCCAGCCGCCCUGAACCUGCGCCCUGGAGGGUCCACUGCUCUGACCGUGCUUGGCAGGCAGCCAGGUCACCAGAUGCGACAUCCUAGCUGCAGGGCCGGACGCCUCAAUAAUUGCAUCCAUAAAAAGGUUUUGUGAUACCUUUUAUGCGUAUUAGGGGUACCCAUUUUUCCCGAUUUUGGAAAUUUGUGGGUGGGGGUGGUUUUUCCCAUUAUUUCGCGGCUCCUGAUUCCAAUGGUGCCAAAAAUUUUGAAAUCAAAGGUGGUUUAGAGGUCGCGAAUUGAGAUUGAAAUUUGCGUAUUUACCUAGAAAUAUGCUUAUUUUACGCUGAUAGUAAGUCGCAACGAAGGCAAACUUUUUGUUUCGAGAGUCGGGUAGAGGGGUCAUUGAACGCUCCUUUUUCAUCCAGAUCGAUGUGUUCCAUCACGUGGUUACGGUUAAAUGCUUUACUAGCGAUCAUUACAAUGUCGAUAUUGUAACAUUUGGUGAAAAGCGCCAGAAUGUUUUGCUCCUGUUGCUGGUAUCAUUCUGAAUCUGGUCAGCGUGCAAUCAUUUUUGAUAUUUUCUUUUUGUGUUGCAUUAGUGACCUUUGAUGACCUUUGAGGUCAAACUAAAAUGUGAAGUUUCAGUUGCCAUAUCUCAGUUCAUGACAGGCUCUUUGUGUCCAUACAAUUAAAGUUUGUGCUCAGGAUACAUCUGACAGAUCAAUAUGGCUCCGAAUGUAUUUCAAACCAUUUAAUUCAAAAACGAUCAAACCAUUUCGACCGUAUACUUCCACAAGAAACGCCGACCUGUUCACUCACGGCUACGAUGUAAAACACCUAUAGACAGGGUAGGAUAAAUACCUUUUUUUUCGAACUACCUAUGGGUGUUCUAUAAAAAAGAUCAACUUCUGAUCCAAAAACAGAAACUCCAAAGAGUCGACUCUAUCCAUGCCCACCAACCAUGUACCAUUUCAUUUCUUCAGUGGGGACAGAUACACACCGUUCAUGUAAGAGUUUCCGAUACAAUCCGAUCAUUUACGAGUUCAUAUUAAUUAUUCGACACGGGGGACUAGCCAUGCGCUAAUACGUGCACGGUUGAUAGGUAUGUGACGAAGAACUUUCACAGCUUCUGGCACAAAUCACUUGUGAUCUCAGGUAAUUGGCGUCUGAAUCUGAAGAACCUAAUGUAGCAGAAGAUUUUCAUCCUGCAUGGGCCGUAUGGUGGCACCAAGACGCAUCAUAUAAAGGAGUGUGCAUGCAAAGGCUGAAGAGGAGGAGAAUCAGGUCCGCCGCCUAAGGUCCAUGGCCCACCCACUGUGUCGGCCCCCAGUCAAUGCCAAGAAUCAGUAAAAGGUUCUGCCUCGGAGUUGGCUGAGUCGUUUAGAUUUUGCACCUUCCUAAUUUCCAGCUUUAGGCAAUGCCAUUCGAGUUCAGUUCAGCACCAUCUGAGGGUUUGGACUGGGCCUGUAGAGUGCAGCGUAAGAUCCGUUACUUUAUCUUGCAAGGAUGCUGCUGGCAGCGGCCAUCACCAGGCACUAGUUCCAUGGCAUGAUAUCUGCACCCGUCUCAUGUCAACAGCUGCUUGUAGUGGCACAUGCCCAGAACUGGAGCCACGAGCAGUCGUGCACGCUUUCGGCCAGGCCAGUGCUGUCCGUCAUCAGCAAGAUUGCAAACAUAUUGCUUUCUUAAUGGGGUGAGGAUGAAGUUCAUUGUUCCUCUCCUCCUGUGAUGUUCUCCUCCAGCUGUUUUUCCAUAUGCACAGUCGCAUUAUGUGUGUGGUUGUGGGUGUUUGUGGGGGAGGGGCAAAGCUACACUCAAGCACAGCGGUCACCCAAAGGCGCGGUGGUGUAAAGCUUGCGCCCCUCCCUCUGCCGUCUGCAACUCCGGGACUCAGGGAGGUCGUCUAGCGAAUUGGAAAAGGUCAUGCAUACCGGCAUAGCUUAAUGCUGUUUUUAUGUCUUUGUAGAUAUAUUUGGUGCUCUUUUACCGCUGCACGUCAAAUAUACAACUGAAGUAGUGUUGCACGGUGUCCAACAGUCAUCAAUACCACUGCAACACAUUGGCUUUGCAUAUUUAUAGUCGUUAAAAUGAAGUCAUUUUUCCAAGUAAAAUCAAAACUUCCAAUGCAAGCUCGCGACCCCUAAAAGUAGUCUGAUAUCGUUAUUUCUGUCACUGUUAGAUCCAGAACGGAGCAAAAAAAAAUGAUAACAUCAACCCCAAACUGUGGACAUGGUAACCUUGUUCCAACAUAAAAUAUUGCUAAUUUGGUCGAUUUUCCGCUAAUAUUAACAUUUUCAUUUUGAAUUCGCGACCCCUAGAAAUCGUUUGGUUUCGUUAUUUUUGGCACAGAUGGAAUCAGAAUAGACCAAAUAAUGGGAAAAUUGACUCCAACCUGUUCGCAUUGCAACCUUGUUCCAAAAUAAAAUAACAUAAUUUUGGUCAAUUUUUCGCUAAAAUUGGCAUUUUCAUUUUGAAUUCGCGACCCCUAGAAAUCGUUUGAUUUCGCUAUUUUUGGCCCAGAUGGAAUCAGAAUAGACCAAAAAAUGGGAAAAUCCACCCCCACCUAAAAUUUGGAAAAUUGACCCAAAAAUGGGUACUGUUGUGUUGGUCACUGACCUUUUAUGUCAGAGGUCACUAACCUCAUAAGAGGUAUCCGUGUUUUAACUGUACGUGCCGAGAACGCGAUAUUUUAUCGGAGAAAAUUUGAACGUUCUCUCGGCACAAACUGAACGGUGUGUUAUAAUUUGGUCUUGAAUAUGUAAGGCACUCGAAUACAGGAAUUAAACUAAACGAACUCUAAGUUACAACAUAAUGGCGACAAGGAUGAGAUAUUAAUUAAGUAGUGUAACGUAACGUCAGAUAUCGAGUGUUAUCACGAUAAUUUUUAUUUGAGAGAAGAUUGGUGCAAAGUAACUUAACAGACGUUUGAUUGAGUUGGAGUGAGGCUGAACGGUGAACUGAGUCGCGACUGUUGCAUAUGAUUGUGGAUAUCACUGUGGACCCGGAACAGGCCACAGCAAGUAAAUAUGGCGCUCAGUCUCAGCACUCCAGAGAAGUUCCAUGAAGGUGAAGACUUCGAUAUAUGGCUAGAUGGAUUUGAAGUGUACCCACUGGCGGAUCCAGGGG